Molecule: messenger RNA, 3254 nt
Organism: Pleuronectes platessa (European plaice)
Lineage: Eukaryota; Metazoa; Chordata; Actinopteri; Pleuronectiformes; Pleuronectidae
Gene: tmc8
Product: transmembrane channel-like 8
Exons: 16
Coding region: 382-2520 (712 amino acids)
Cellular component (GO): plasma membrane
Molecular function (GO): mechanosensitive monoatomic ion channel activity
Source: RefSeq, a predicted model, not a curated record
GACUUCCCUUUCCCAGGUUGUGAAAUUAUGUAUGAUAUUUUCAGCCAACAGUGAGGCGCCUGAGUCGACAUCCUGUAGCGUAAUUUCCUGUGAGCUGUCAUAUCAGCCACAGUCUCUGUUAGCCAAUGUGUGGACAGAUCUAACAACUGCCUCAAAGUGAGCCACACCAAUAGGGCUCGAGAAAUAACACAGUCUCUGUGUCAGCUGCUCAGGGUGAGGGUCUUCACGUUAGUGAGAGGAUGAUGUGGGGGGGCAGACAGCAGGAUAUUUUGGUGCAGAUUGCGGAAGUAAUUUUAGAAUAAUAAGUUUGGCAGUGAUUGGUGUCGAGUUGAAGUGAGAAAAAUUGGUGUUUGCUGUUAAAGAGGAAGUUCAGCGAGAAAAAUGGAGGAGGAGAACCACUCUGUCAACUUCAUGAGACUCUUAUCAGAUGAGAGCACUCACUCAACGCUGUCGGUGGACUCCUGUGAGUACUACCAGACAGAGAUAUUUGAUCAGCUGCCCAGCAUCCAGGCUUCACGACCUGAGCCGAGGAUACAGGAUUUUUUGGAAGGCUGCGAGGCCUACCAGGGCAGCACAGAGCCGAGGGAGAGGCUCCGCGAUGGCCACCUGUCCAAAGGAUCCAGAGACAAGGUGUCACUGCAGCCGCUUCGGAACCUGCCCAUGUGUAUUCAGGCCAAGCGAGGAGCCAGGGUCAGGAGGAAGAUGCAAAUCAGCAACAUUGGUUUCUGGGAGUCCUGGAGGCGGAGCCAGAGCAUCAACAGGAAGAAGGUGUGGGAGCAGAUGGGAGAAACUCUGUCUGGCCUGUUGCCAUGGCAGCGAACUCUUCAUUCCAUUGAAGGCAAGUUCGGAGAUGGCGCGAAGGCCUACUUUGUUUUCCUCAGAUACUUGAUUUACUUGAACGUACUUCACUGUGCUCUUAUCGGGGGAUUUAUUCUUGGGCCUUCAACGUUUUAUCGCAGAGGCAAUAGCUGUGAACCUUUGAGGUUCGAAGGCAAUGAUUCCAUUUUAGAUUUCUUCCAGGGAUCGGGCUUCGUGGAUCGUUCUCCGGUCUUCUUUGCUUUUUAUACCCCCGGUUCCCUGAAUUUUCCAUGCUUGAAUACCCCCUUGCUUUACUUUGCUGGGAUCCUCACCAUCCUCUUCCUCAGCCUCAUCAUGGUGGUCCGCAGAACAAUCGUCGGCUUCAAGCACAGGUGGAUGCUCGGGAGGCGUUACAGUACGAUUGUGAGCUAUAAGGUCUUCUGUGGUUGGCCCUUCACCAUCCAGGACCCCGAUGCAAGGACUCUCAAGCACAGCUCCAUCAGGAACGAUCUCAAGAUCUUCCUGGAGGAGCAGAACUUCUCCUUGCGAGUGGCUCGAAGGACUUUUGGACAAAGGAUCCGUCUCUACCUGCUCAGGUUCUUCUUGAACGUGGUCGUUCUGUCUCUGCUGGGUGCAUCCUUCUACCUCAUCUCCUGGGCCAUAACGGCAUCACUGUCUAAGGGCUCGCACCACUGGUUGGUCAGUCUGUUCCUCCAGUAUCUUCCUCCGAUCACCAUCACCUUUGUCAACCUGCUCCUCCCCCACAUCUUCCGUAAGAUCUCGUCUUUUGAAGAUUACUCUUUCACCACGCAGGUUAACGCCACACUUGUUAGGAGCAUCUUCUUGAAGCUAGCCUCACUGGGGAUCUACUUACAUUACACUUUCAACGCCACACCAACGCUUGAGCAGGAUCCAUGCAGGGAGAACCAGUUUGGCAGAGAGAUGUACAAGCUGUGUAUUUUCAACUUCCUCGCCACCUUAUGCAACGUCUUUCUUUUUAGCUACCCCAGGAAGCUGGUGCAGGAGAAGUACCCCACAUCCUUGCUGGCCCGGUUGUCGGGGAAACCACUCUUCUUGAUCCCUUUCAAUGUGUUGGAUCUGGUGUACGGUCAGACUGUGUCCUGGGUGGGCAUCUACUACUGCCCCCUGCUGCCUCUGAUAGGAACUGUCACACUGGUGGCCACGUUCUACAUCAAAAAGUUCACAGUGUUGCGAUGCUGUGUUGCCGAGCACCAGAUGUUUCGAGCCUCCACGUCCUCGGUUUUAUUCCACUUCAUGUUGCUGCUCGGUCUCAUCAUGUCUGCAUCCGCAGUGGGCUUCAACCUCUACCAACAACCAGACAUUGUGUCCUUGUGUGGUCCAUCUGUGAAUGGAGAAACAGUGUUUAAUGUGACAGAAGUUUGUGUGGGUAGUCUGCCCAGGCUGGCACAGAGCACUCUCAGCUACCUUGCCUCUGAGGCCUUCGCCCUGCCACUCAUACUCGCUGAAAUUAUAAUCUUAACGUCCUAUGUGUCACGGGGUCGAGCCAAUCAGAAGGCCAUUGAAAGACUGAAAGACAUGCUGGUCAUGAGUAGCUCAGAUAAGCGUUUCCUGGUGAAACAGCACACCACAGUGCUCAGACGUCAGAGGAACAGCCGCAGAGUGAGUUCUGCCAGCGCCACCGGAGAGGACGCCGCCCUCAGUCGCAGGAGAGACCCCGCCAUCGCCUCACUUAGAAGCUGAAUCAAGGGCUCAAGUUGUCAGGCCUUUCUGUCCACAGACUCCCAUUAAAAUAAUUCCCUGUAUAUACAGUAAAAAGUAAAACAACUCAUGAAGUCUUACUUUUAUAGUGAUAUUAUUUACAAAUAUAAGAAGUGUAGUAAUUAUAUUUUAUAAGUGUCUUUUGAAUUAAUGCUCAAUUUAACUGCAGUAUGUGUGUGAAUUUUUAUACUUUGGUCUUUUUGAAUGAAAAUUCACUCAUUAUCUUCUCACCACUGAACCGAUGGGGGGUGGGUGGGCUUAGGGUCAAAUACAAUAAAACUUACUGGUGACCACCUAUUCAAAAUUAGAAAAAAGCUAAAGAAAAAAACAUAAAAUGCCUUCAUACUGCACCUGUUGUGUCAUCCAAGUGUCCGUAAGCCCCGACAUUCAAAUUCGACUUGAAACAAGGAUUUUUACACCUUGUUUUUAGCCUAAAUGCCCAAACGUGGCUCCCGAGGAGGAUAACAGAGGACAUUUAGGCUAAAAACAUGGGUCCGGCUGCAAAGCUGUUUACCCCUCAAACUCCAAAAAUGCUAAGUGGACUCAAACACUUCACCCACCACUCCAACGGCAUAGUGAUCAGUAAAUAAUUAGUGAAUCUUCAUUUUUGGGUGAACUAUCCUUUUAAGCUUGUUUUAUACAAUUUAUAUACUGGGUAUGUUUUUCAGUGUAAAUGUAUGAAGAUCUGAUAUAAAGAGCUGUGAUUAUAAUCUUAA